GUUGACUCUGAAGCGAUGACCUUAGUCGCUUCUUUCUCUGCUCACUUGGGAAUUUCGUAACUCUCCUUUCCCAUUGUUUCCUCUGGCCAUCGGCGGCUACAGAUUGUAUAUAGUAUACUGUAUUAUGUAUAUGCAGAUUAUGUAGUCUGACUUGCAAAUUAGCUCCAGCACUCAAUCCGUAUAUCAGAUGUAUAAAGGUUGCGUUCUCUGAAGCUUGUUGGUUGACUAAAUAUUAUUGAUAUCAGAUUGUUUAGAAACUGUUAAUCUGUCUGGAGAUGAAGAUAAAUUAUACUCUUCUGGUUUUUUUACUUAUAGCCUCAGUCAUGUAUUGUCGCGUGACAGCAGAUCCAGAGGAGGCUGCUGCGGAUACGAAAAAUCCUGUAUUGUCAAAUACUGAGGGUCGUAAUGAUAGGGUAAGUGGUACCGUUGACCCUGAAAAGAAGGGCAAGGCAAGUGACUCAAGCGAAAAUGAUUCCAGUGAGCCAUUGGAGUCCAAAGGAGGACGGAAUGAGCAGAAGAAGGUGAAUGAUAGUAAUCAGAACGAUGAGCAGAAGGAGAAGAAGGGGUCGGGUUCUGAGUCUAAAAGGGAGUCAAAGGAGGGAAGGCUGCCUCCCUUACGAGAAAAAUGUGAUUCCUCAUCAAAUAGUUGUACGGAUGACGCUAAGACAUUAGUUGCUUGUUUGAGAGUUCCUGGGAAUGAAUCUCCAGCCCUUUCGCUUUUGAUUCAAAACAAGGGAAAAGGCUCCCUUAGUAUUACAAUUUCCGCUCCUGAUUUAGUUCAGCUAGACAAAAAGCAGAUUGAGCUCCAAGAGAACAAAGACACAGAGGUCAAGGUUUCUAUCCGAGGGGUGGAAAACGGCCACUUCAUCGUACUCACUGCAGGACAUGGCGAUUGCAGUCUCAAUUUUACAGAUCAAUUUAUAAGCAGGAAGAAAGUUGAUCAUUCCUAUGAUUCCUCAUACUUCAAUAUUUUUAAGCUAACUUUAUCUACAGGAUUCCUCUUUCUGGCUGCUUUACUGAUCAUAGUAGUAUCAGUUUUCAUGUGUACCAAAUUUGGGAGGAAAUAUUUUGCAAGAAAAGGUCCCAAAUACCAAAAGCUUGAUAUGGAGCUGCCCAUUUCCCACGGCAGCAAACUCGAGUCAGGUGAGAAUGAUGGUUGGGAUGAGAGUUGGGGAGACAGUUGGGAUGAUGAAGAAGUGCCAAAGACACCUUCGUUGCCUGUAACUCCUAGUUUUUCUUCCAAAGGCAUAGCCGCUAGAAAGUCUAAUAAGGAAGGUUGGAAGGAUUAGCGGCCCAAGUUCACAAGAUUAGUAAAAAGAUAUUCUGAGGUGAUGUCUCUCAAUGCUGAUAAUCUUCCUAGAUGAUCAAAUUCUGCAUUACUUUUGAUGCUAAAUUAAUUAGCUUAUGCAUAUUCACCAAGAUGCGAAUACAAACACGAUGUGCAUAGCCCUGAUUUCAGCUCCCUUAUUGGAUGACUUCUCCCACCCUACCUGUGGGGCAAUAUUGUCUAGUUAUAUCAGCUUGGUUUUGAUCAAUUCUGAAGUUGUGAGAUACACUUAGGAACACAUAUUGUUACCAAAAUUGGACAAAGUCGUUUACAUGCCCCAUCAGUACGCUAGUGGUUGAUCAACAGGUAAUAGAUCAUGUAAUCAUGUUCUUGAUACCUACUUGAAUUGGUUGGAAAUUGAUUAGAUACUUGACAUACGUUGCUUAA
Molecule: messenger RNA, 1714 nt
Organism: Sesamum indicum (sesame)
Lineage: Eukaryota; Viridiplantae; Streptophyta; Magnoliopsida; Lamiales; Pedaliaceae
Source: RefSeq, a predicted model, not a curated record